ACAUCACAGAAAAACAAAAAUGACAACUUCAAAAUAAAAUUACAACAUUGCCAAAAUUUUGCUAUUUUUUACAAAAAAGAAAAAUUAUAAAAAAAAUCAUGUACCAAUAUCAUACAAUACAAUUAUGUAUUAAUAGUCGUAGAUAGUAGUUCGAAAUGACAGUGGCAGCAGUAAUAAAGAAACAAAUACAAAAUGUACAACCUACCCGGCGAUUUUCUGAUGACCUACGAUUCUGAUUUGUCUGAACACUCGGACAGCUCAGAUUUCGAUGGAAGUAAUUCUACAAUUAACCAAAGGAAGAAACAAAAGACUUACUGGAAAAACUUUCGCCCGAAAUCAAAGAAAGACACCAACACACCAACAUGUAGCUCAUCGUACACUGUUACCCAAAACAGCUCCAGAGAAAUAUGGGAAACACAAACCUUUAGCCAAAAUGGAGGAACAGUAGGAGUGAAAGUACGUAAAACAUACAAAAAUAAAACAUGCAAGACAUUAGACGGCGGAGAUCAAGUCGAAACAAUAAAAUCGAAACGUGCGUCCACACGACGCAAAGUGAUACCCUGCCUAUCAUGCAUGUUCGGGCGGUCAAGUAAUAAUGUUAAACAAAUGUCAAUUAUAAGGGAAAACCCAACUGAAAACGUAAACAUUGAUACCGGUUGUCAAGCUACUAACGUCAACGGUGAACACAAAAUAAGGAAAUUUAAUAGAAGUCAGCAGCUCUAUGCCGUCCAACCUGUUUAUGCCGUUGAAGGGAACGCUCAUGCCGAGUCAAGUCCGUUUCAACAAACAAAAAUUGUUAACAAACCGUUAGCGAGCCGCAAAACUGUUAGAAACGAGAAAUCCAACGCGUGGUGUUUCACAUCAUCUUCGGAAGAUAAUGAAUAUAGAUUUGUACAACGCGAAACAUAUAAAAAUCAAGUGGAAAAACCGAGUAAAAAUAGACAGAAAAUAAACACAGAUGUAAAACAAGAGUACAAUAGAGAAACAGAAGGACCUAAGCGACAAAAAAAUGCUGAACAACAAUAUUCCACCAAAGUCAAUCGCAAUUAUGAAGUAUAUACUUAUCCUUGUCUGAAUCGAUCGAACACGGGCAGUGCGUACGCGGGCACUAACACUACUUGUCCAAAAAAUGAGCUGCCAAUCACGUGUUCUGGUUUUUGGGAGUACUUCUUUACCAAAUUAAACUCACAACAAAGUCAAAAUCAAUCUAAUACUGCGUCAAGACCAUGCAAGUGUCGUACUGAAAGUUCAUCUAAUGUUUGUAAGCCGUGUGAUAAAAGUUUGUGUACCGGUGAUUUAUCUCAGAGUUCACAAACUGGAGCAAAUAAAAAAGGAGCGUGCGAUUGCAGUACGGCAUUUUCAAGAUCCGCGUCAAUGCAAGCUCCCCCCAACGAAAUUCCUUGCAAAUCUGAACCUAAAAAUACCCAAGAUCCUCCUCGUCCCAAAAUAAAACCCGGCGAAAAAGUGUAUUGCAAAUGCUACCCAGAGAAAAAGAAACCACAACCAGCAAGUACUAAAGACAGUGCUCCUAGAGAAUGUAAGGCAUAUACUAAUGCAGAUUCUGGUGAAGCUAACGAAGGAACUCGUCCGUGCCAACUUUCUCACACAGACAUCACAGAGUCUUUAAGUCAAAAGUACAAUGGGGAAAUAUUAUGUAUCCAUAACCCUCCUUGUGUUUUAAUAAACGGUUGCCUUAAUCUACCGCCUGCCAAAGAAGAAGUGACCAUGGAUACGUGGCCGACAAAUACUCCCCAAACGUACAAGUUCUGCACCUCACCUCGCAGUACAUAUUUCCAGAAGCAACCAAGUACUCAGUUUCGUGUUCAAACUAGUCAGCGGAAUCCAUAUUAUCUGAAUAAUGAUAGUAGCUGUCAAUACUCCUCGCCUAUUAUAGGAAUACAGUCAACUAACAAGUGGAAGUCGAAUGAAGGGUUCCAAUACCAAAACUCUUCUAUUGUAAAACCAGUUUCAGUCACCGAUGGCAGUUGCCAAUAUAGACCGUCAUUUUAUGAACUGCAAAAUCAUAAAACCUCUGUAAAUGGAAUCAUUGAUGAAAAUUCUCGAAAGUACCGAAUAUCAUCCGAUGAAAUUCAAAAGUUGAAAGUGGUUAACGAGAGCUGCCAGUACUGGUUAUCUCCUACAGAAAUGGAGAAAGGUCAGAAUGAUAAUGUGGAGAGCUGCUUCUACUGUAGAGAAUCACCCACGGACAUUAAUAAACUGAUUACGCAUAGCAAAGAUAAACUGAGAGCUAGUGGAAUCGAGUUCAGAGUACCAAAAAUUAGAAAAGAGAAGAUUAUACAAAGUAUCUGUAACCAUAAUCCUCCGUGUGAAGUCGUGCGGACUUGUUGUACAGCAACAUAUGAUCCAAAGAUACAUACCUCUUGUGUGCACGUGCCCAUGUGUGAGAAAGUGCCGCUAUGUGUGCUGGAGCUGAAGAACCAGAACGAAGCGUUCCAGGCGUGUCAACAUAGACCUAAGUGUGUUGAGGUUCCGAUAUGUACAAGAAACUAUAUAGUGCUGACGGCUAGAGAAGAAGUAGCUACACAGAGCCAGUCAAAAUGCAAGAUGGUUUGCAGGCAUGAGCCUCCAUGCGUAAUGAUCCAGCGGUGUCUGGCUCGAGUGUGCGACAGUUGCAUACCGUGCGACGCCAUUCCUGCCUGUGUACACCUACCAAUGUGCGAGAUGAUCCCCGCGUGCUGCAGGAAGUCAGCCAAAGAAAUGGUUUCUGUUCAUACGCAAUACCCGAAUCAAUGUUCUUUAGUAUAGGAGGCAAGAGCUCUUCGUCGGCGACGGCGACGUCGGUGGACGGCGAGGUUAUGCAAAAUGCUUCGGAAGUGGAUGUACUCUAUUAGGAGAAAAUUAUGAGGAGACUGAACAUGGAACACAAACAGUCUGGUGUGGAGUAGUUGGCAGUGAAGUAGUUUUAAUAAAAACGUUUAAUUACUUUA
Messenger RNA from Spodoptera frugiperda (fall armyworm), 2948 nucleotides. RefSeq lists its product as uncharacterized. NCBI's taxonomy places the organism in Eukaryota, Metazoa, Arthropoda, Insecta, Lepidoptera, Noctuidae. The record is from RefSeq and is a predicted model, not a curated record. The transcript is spliced from 2 exons. The coding region runs from base 193 to 2766 and encodes 857 amino acids.